GGGUGUGGAAAUAGUACUUGUCCCUGGGUCGUCUUCUUCUUCGCCUCCCGGUCAAAUUACACUCAUGGAUCAGACUUUGACAUUUUCCAUCUAGAAUCUUCUUCGAUCGUCUCGAAGCCAAGCUCAGUUUCCCAACUUUCCGCAUCUCCCUUCUCUCCUCUCAGCUCAGCUAAGCCUCUCCCCGAACCCGCGCCCCGCAAUCCCGAGGUAGGAGGAAAAAGAAUUGGGUUUUUUCUUGUCAUUGUCCAAUGGAGGAAGUUCAAGAGGAGCAAAGUCAACCACUUGCUGGUCAAGAUAGUGAAAAUGAAAUAGUCACGGAAGGUGCUUCAUUUGUGCAUGGUGUGCCACCUCAAGAUGGUGAUAGUCCUCCCAAAGCUGAAUCUGAGGUGGAGGUCCUUCAUGAGAAAGUGACAAAGCAAAUUAUCAAGGAAGGUCAUGGACAGAAACCAACAAAAUAUGCCACAUGCUUUGUGCAUUACAAGGCAUGGACUGAAAGUACGCAGCACAAAUUUGAAGACACAUGGCAUGAGCAGCAACCACUUGAAUUGGUGAUAGGAAAAGAGAAGAAAGAGAUGGAAGGCUUAGCUAUUGGUAUUUCCAGCAUGAAGUCUGGUGAACGUGCAUUAUUACAUGUCGGUUGGGAGUUAGGUUAUGGAAAAGAGGGAAGCUUCUCUUUUCCUAACGUUCCUCCCAUGGCAGAUAUAUUAUACGAAGUUGAGCUUAUUGGAUUUGAUGAGACCAAAGAAGGAAAAGCUCGAAGUGACAUGACCGUGGAGGAAAGAAUAGGGGCUGCAGAUCGUCGAAAGAUGGAUGGAAAUGCUUUGUUUAAGGAGGAAAAACUGGAGGAAGCUAUGCAACAGUAUGAAAUGGCCAUAGCAUACAUGGGAGAUGAUUUUAUGUUCCAGUUAUUUGGGAAGUACAGGGACAUGGCUUUGGCUGUUAAGAAUCCCUGUCACCUUAAUAUGGCAGCUUGUCUGAUAAAGCUCAAGCGUUAUGAAGAGGCAAUUGGGCACUGUAGCAUUGUUUUGGGCGAGGAUGAAAACAAUGCGAAAGCCCUGUUUAGAAGAGGAAAAGCAAGAGCAGAACUUGGGCAGACUGAUGCAGCUCGUGAAGAUUUUGCCAAGGCACGCAAAUAUGCACCUGAUGAUAAAGCAAUUACGAGGGAGCUGCGUCUACUUGCUGAACAUGACAAGGCUGUCUACCAGAAGCAGAAGGAGAUCUACAAAGGAAUCUUUGGGCCGAGACCUGAACCUAAGCCCCAGCGCGCUAAUUGGCUCGUCGUGAUAUGGCAGUGGCUGCUCUCACUAUUUUAUCGCAUCUUCAAGCAUGGAAGGCAGAAAACCGAGUAAUUAGAGGGUUCAAUUAACCACUUGCUAAAGAUCUGUCUGCAUCGCAAUAUGUCUCAGAUCCUCAAUUUUUUGUUUCCAAUUGGAGUGUGCAUUUGUAGUAUUGUAGUUGCUGUUUGCUACUGUUAGGGCAACUAAUCUUUCGGACAUAAUGCGAGGAAUUACAAUAAUACAACUCAUGGCAAUAGAUUUCAGUUGACUUCCUGGCGGCUGAAGAUAGCGAUGAUACAGCGCACAGUUAUUGCAAUUUUUGCAAUUUAAUUUA
Molecule: messenger RNA, 1611 nt
Organism: Eucalyptus grandis
Lineage: Eukaryota; Viridiplantae; Streptophyta; Magnoliopsida; Myrtales; Myrtaceae
Product: peptidyl-prolyl cis-trans isomerase FKBP42
Exons: 8
Coding region: 249-1349 (366 amino acids)
Molecular function (GO): peptidyl-prolyl cis-trans isomerase activity; protein binding
Source: RefSeq, a predicted model, not a curated record